This is a messenger RNA of Catharus ustulatus (Swainson's thrush), 2218 nucleotides long. RefSeq names its product CUE domain containing 1 (gene CUEDC1). NCBI's taxonomy places the organism in Eukaryota, Metazoa, Chordata, Aves, Passeriformes, Turdidae. The record is from RefSeq and is a predicted model, not a curated record. Bases 126 to 1241 code for a protein of 371 amino acids. The transcript has 10 exons. Gene Ontology annotation, molecular function: ubiquitin binding.
CGCGGAGCCGCCGGCCGCGGGGAGCGGGACCCCCGCCGCCCACCCAUGGUCCCGGCUGGCAGCCGGGGCAGCCCCCCGUGAGGACGGGCACGGGCACAGCGCCGAGCCCCCACAGCCGCCCCGCCAUGACGAGCCUCUUCCGACGGAGCAGCAGCAACGGCGGCUCCCGCGGCGGCUCCUCCGCCCAGGAGCUCAACAACAGCCGCCCCGCCAGGCAGGUGCGGCGCCUGGAGUUCAACCAGGCCAUGGAGGACUUCAAGACCAUGUUCCCCAACAUGGACUACGACAUCAUCGAGUGCGUCUUGAGAGCCAACAACGGCGCCGUGGACGCCACCAUCGACCAGCUCCUGCAGAUGAACCUGGACGGCAGCGGCUGUGACGACAGCUCGGACUCGGAGGACAGCAUCCCCCCCGAGAUCUUGGAGCGGACCCUGGAGCCGGACAGCUCGGACGAGGAGCCCCCUCCCGUGUACUCCCCCCCUGCCUACGAGAGCCAGGCACUGGGCAGCCGCUACCCCCGUGCCCCACCCACACCCCCACCCAGGACGGACGUGCCCGGCCCCGGCAGCACCGGGCACUACAGGAACUGGAACCCGCCGCUCCUGGGCAACCUCCCCGAGGAUUUCCUGCGCAUCCUGCCCCAGCAGACAGCCAGCACACAGGGCUCGCAGGGCUGCCGGCAGCCCGUGCCACGGGGGCUGCUCCCGCGGGGCCAGGGCUCCCUGGAGCAGGAGCGGCGCUGGAAGCAGUACCUGGAGGACGAGAGGAUCGCCCUCUUCCUGCAGAACGAAGAGUUCAUGAAGGAGCUCCAGAGGAACCGCGAUUUCCUUCUCGCCCUGGAGAGAGAUCGAUUGAAAUAUGAGUCAAAAAAAUCCAAGUCCACCAGUGUUGCUGUCAGCAACGACUUUGGUUUCUCCUCCGUAUUAUCAGGUGACGUGGCUCCCUCUGUCACCAGCGAGGCCGGCGGGGCCGUGUCCGACGAUGCCUUAUUCCGAGACAAGCUCAAACACAUGGGGAAAUCCACUCGCAAGAAGCUGUUUGAACUCGCCAGAGCCUUCUCUGAGAAGACGAAGAUGAGGAAAUCAAAAAGAAAACACUUGUUGAAGCACCAGGUGAUGGGGACAGCAGCUUCCACAGCAAAUCUUCUCGAUGACGUGGAAGGACAUGCAUAUGAUGAAGAUUUCCAAGCACGGCGGCAGCAGCUCCGGGAGGAGGAGGAGACGCCGAAGGAAGGGCAGUAAACGGUCCCAGCACUGGGGUUUCUUGCUGGCACAGGACGUGCACAAGGCUUCAUCAGGAGAUGGCUGAAAAAGGAAAAACCCACCCAACAAAUCACCCAGAUUUUGGCUGUUCCCCCUCUGCUGCUGUACGCCUCUGAAGUACAAGUAUCGAAGUGAGGCACAAUGUUUUCUUACCCGUGGUUUGAAAACAACUUUUCCUAUCCAGCAAAUCAGCCAAAAAGGAACAAAAAAAGGAAAAAAAACAAAGCGGGCAGCUGCUGUGAGCGGAGCCAGCGAGCUCCGGCUGGGGAGGAGCAGCCCUGCCUGAAGAAGGAGGGAUGAAAUCAGUGGUACUAACGAGGAUCCAUUCACACGUGGGGUCUGCUUGGCCAGAGCACUCCUGAACAUAUCUGUAGUGGUCUGAUGUAACUUCAUUCUGCGCACACCGGGACAAAAACCACGUGAGAAAGGGAAGCUAACAGCCGUUGUCUAUUAUUGCUAGGAGUAAUGAGCAGAGAUUCAGAUCAGGUAAUAGUCAAAUAAUAUAAAUUGUUUAUAAAGGAAAGGCCUUCUUUUCCUAGGCGUUUCACUUUGAAUUAAACCUUUGCCUUCAGCAUUGCUACAACUGCCUUGAAGUUGGGAAGCUUUGUGCUGCUGCAGGGCAGCACCAAGGGCUGGAUUUCACACCAGUUUAACCCUGACUGAUGGAGCAGGACACGUCCCACCAGGUGUGGGGUGCUGGGGGUGGUCCUGGAGUCUGGGAGCUCCAGGGAUGCCCCCGCUGUAGGUAAGAGGCAAAGCCCAAGCCGGGCGUUGGCAGGGCUGGUGGAGGUGUUCUCAGCAUGGAGAGUUUGUACCAGGGCUUGGGGGCACUGCUGGCUUUGGUGAGGGGCAGGAGCAGAGCCCCUUCCUCAUUCCCACAGCGUCGGAAUCCUGCAGCUCUCGGAGAUGCUGUCAGGCUAAAAAUAAUUACACAAACAAAUUCCUUCGCUGUGUAA